GGCUGUUUCAGUGACAUCAUGGUUUCUUUACGCCCUCUCACAACAACUUCCUGUUUGUUUAUCAUAAAAAGCAUCAAUGCUGCUGAUCUCUAUCAUAUUCACUUCACACAUUUUACAGAGACCGACAGACCGAGAGACCGACAGAGAGAAGCAGAGAGAGACAGAGAGAGACAGAGAACCAGAGAUCACGGUUUGAAAAUGAUAAAGUCUGUUGUCGUCGUUAUGUUUCUCAACAUGCUGCAUCUCGGCCUGGGCAACAACUUACGCACAGAGAUCCUGGAAGACCUGGAAAAGCUCACUCUGAAGAACUUCAAGUUUACAUUGCUGCCCAACAGAGUACCAACACAAGAAAUGGAGGAUAACGCACUGGAGUGUAAGUGCCAGGGGGUGUUUGCCACUCAGCUGAAGCGUGUGGUCAACAAGGUGAUGCCCCGGACCGAGGAACACAAACCACUUCUGAACAGACUGCAGAAGAACAUCCAGGCUCUGCCUCAGAUCUCUACCCAUGAGGAGGCCAGGAUCUGCCCCAUGAUGGACAAAAAGAUUCCCCAUUUACAGACGACAAUCGUUCUAAUGAAGUACAUAUUAUUCCUCCGGAACCUUAAUGAAAACGAAUGUGUGUGAGAUACUACUGUAUAGAUACAGUCAUUAGAUUAUCUCUAUAUCUUAUAGAUUGAUCUCUUUGGGUAAUAUGGCCCAUAAAUAUGCUGCAUCGCUCUUUGUGACAGAAGUAAUGAUUAUUUAUAGACCAUUCUCAGGUUUAGAUUGUUCAUGUAUUUUUCAAUGUACUACUUACGGAUUGGCUCACUAUGUUCAAGAAAAGGUAUUCACAAGUUGAGUCAUUUUUUAAAUGUAUUUAUUUAUUUAUUUAUUUCUUUAAACAAACAUAUUUAUUAGUUAAAUUAUUACUUUUUAAAUGUGUCUUGAAGAUUACAGUCCGUGUUCUUCCCAUGUCUGCUUGUAGACAGAAUAUAAACGUUUGGAAGUACAUAGUAUACUGUACUAUGUACUUCCAUGAUGAAAAGCAUAAUUGUUCUUAAAUAAGAUAAUUUUAUAUUUUAUUACAGAAUAUUUCAAAUGAAUGUACAAAUGUUAUAUGUAUUGAAUAUUUAUUUAUUUAUUCUAUAAUGGUUGAAUGUGGAUGAAUCCUACAUUUUAUAAUGUAAAGAACUAACAUCAAUGAUGUGCGAUCAACU
Messenger RNA from Oncorhynchus gorbuscha (pink salmon), 1196 nucleotides. RefSeq lists its product as uncharacterized. The record is from RefSeq and is a predicted model, not a curated record. NCBI's taxonomy places the organism in Eukaryota, Metazoa, Chordata, Actinopteri, Salmoniformes, Salmonidae. The coding region runs from base 19 to 624 and encodes 201 amino acids. The transcript has 4 exons.